AUCCCAGAAAAAUAUGGGCCUUGAGCCAAAAAAACUUAUUCAAGAGGUUUCAACGAGAUGGAACUCUACAUUUUAUAUGGUUUCCAGAUUUGUAGAGCUGCAGGACGCGGUAAAAACUACUAUCGCUUUAAUAAAUAAAAAUUUACCUGUUUUGUCAGAGGAAGAGUGGGGAUUAUGCAAAGAGCUAAGCACAAUCUUACGUCCUUUUGAGGAGGUCACUUCACAGAUUAGUGGGGAACGCUACGUGACAGGUAGCCAAGUGAUACCCCUAACAAGAGGCCUGAUGUCCGUGUGUAAAAAAAUGCAAAAGGAGCCAUUCAAACCAGUUAUUCAAAAUAUUAUUAAUGAACUGCUGCAUGGUCUCGAGAAACGCAUGGAAAAUGUUGAACACAGCAAAACAAUAGCACUUGCUACUCUUUUAGAUCCCAGAUUCAAACUUGCUGUCUUCAAAGACGAAACUGCAAAGCAAUUGAUCAAAAAAACAUGUACAGAACUUUUAGCUGCAAUCUGGACAGAGACACAUGGCAAACCUUGCACAGCAGAUGAUGAAGAAAUUGGUAACACUCAAAACAAAGAUGGCAACGUAGAUUCCGCAAAAUUUUCCGUCUGGGAGGACGUUGACAACAUAAUUGCCAAGGAGAAACCUACAGGUACGAAGACCUCCGCUGCAAUUGUCGAGUUGAACCGGUACUUAGAUGACAGCUAUCUAGGACGGAAAAAAAGAUCCUAUGGGCUGGUGGAAAGAGAAUCAACAUGUAUACCCUAUUAUGAGCAAAUUGGUGAAAUUAAAAUUUAACGUCAUGGCUACAUCCGUCCCAUGUGAACGACUUUUUUCUAAAGCAGGAAAUUUUUUGACAGAACGCCGAUCAAGACUGAGUUCAAAACGAGCA
This is a messenger RNA of Homalodisca vitripennis (glassy-winged sharpshooter), 890 nucleotides long. RefSeq lists its product as uncharacterized. The transcript is spliced from 2 exons. The coding region runs from base 14 to 796 and encodes 260 amino acids. NCBI's taxonomy places the organism in Eukaryota, Metazoa, Arthropoda, Insecta, Hemiptera, Cicadellidae. The record is from RefSeq and is a predicted model, not a curated record.